AACGUCAUAACGUUCUACAGGAAGUGAACACGUGGGUUCACAGUCCACGCCUGUGUGAAGCCAUUUCAGCUUUUGGUAAUCGGAGUUUUAUUUGGGAUCUAGUUGUGUUGUUUAUGUUAACAAGUGAAGGAAACGUGACUUUCGACUACCUACGUCAACAUGGCAGUAAGAGCUUCUUUCGAGAAAAACAAUGAAAUCGGCUGCUUUGCUAAACUCACCAACACAUACUGUCUCGUAGCCAUAGGAGGCUCAGAAAACUUUUACAGUGUCUUUGAAGGGGAGCUGUCUGAAACCAUACCUGUUGUUCAUGCGUCCAUAGCCGGUUGUCGCAUCAUUGGAAGAAUGUGUGUAGGAAAUCGUCACGGUCUUUUGGUUCCUAACAACACGACGGAUCAGGAGCUGCAGCACAUCCGAAACUGCCUGCCAGACACAGUGCGCAUCCAGAGGGUGGAGGAGAGGCUGUCUGCCCUGGGCAACGUCAUCGCCUGUAACGACUACGUCGCACUCGUGCAUCCAGAUCUCGACAGGGAAACGGAAGAGAUUCUGGCAGACAGUCUGAAGGUGGAGGUGUUUCGUCAGACCAUUGCGGAGCAGGUGUUGGUGGGCAGCUACUGUGCGUUCAGUAACCAGGGCGGACUAGUGCAUCCCAAGACGUCAAUAGAGGACCAGGAUGAGCUCUCGUCUCUCCUCCAAGUACCGCUGGUGGCGGGCACAGUAAACCGUGGUAGCGAGGUGAUUGCGGCGGGCAUGGUGGUGAACGACUGGUGUGCCUUCUGCGGCCUGGACACCACCAGCACGGAGCUGUCCGUCAUCGAGAGCGUCUUCCGGCUGAGCGAGACGCAGCCCAGCGCCAUCGCCACCUCCAUGAGGGACUCGCUCAUCGACAGCCUGACAUAAAGUCUGAGUUGGGAGCCGCGUGGGAAGAACGCCAGGACAAAGGAGUGCAAAGCACCAACCAUUAUGCACAUCCAUAGUACGGCAAAAUGGUCGCCGCCGCCUCACCGCUAAAUAUUCAACCCGUCAGACAAUAACUUUGUCUUUGUAAAAGAAAAGAAAAAAAAUGCACAUUUUUGUCUGUGCAGUGUAAGUGUGUACGUAGCAAAGACUAUGAUGCCCUCCUGCAGUUGUAUUAUGGGUAAUAUGAACUACCUGCUGAUGGACAACAUUUGAUCUUGUGCUUUUCAGGCGCCUAUAGAUCGCAUACAUGUACUGUCAGGAAGAGAAUAGAUUGUUUUUACUGUCUGUGUUCCAUUGCUGAUUGCAGUGCAAUACAAGAAAAAGCCUUGUCUGAUUAUGAAUAAAUACAUUUAAAAUCUGA
This is a messenger RNA of Engraulis encrasicolus (European anchovy), 1318 nucleotides long. It is a transcript of the gene eif6, whose product is annotated as eukaryotic translation initiation factor 6. The record is from RefSeq and is a predicted model, not a curated record. Gene Ontology annotation, molecular function: ribosomal large subunit binding. Gene Ontology annotation, biological process: maturation of 5.8S rRNA; cytosolic ribosome assembly; ribosomal subunit export from nucleus. The coding region runs from base 160 to 897 and encodes 245 amino acids. NCBI's taxonomy places the organism in Eukaryota, Metazoa, Chordata, Actinopteri, Clupeiformes, Engraulidae. Gene Ontology annotation, cellular component: cytosol; preribosome, large subunit precursor; nucleolus. The transcript has 7 exons.